Messenger RNA from Gossypium raimondii (Peruvian cotton), 1615 nucleotides. RefSeq names its product lipid phosphate phosphatase delta. NCBI's taxonomy places the organism in Eukaryota, Viridiplantae, Streptophyta, Magnoliopsida, Malvales, Malvaceae. Gene Ontology annotation, molecular function: sphingosine-1-phosphate phosphatase activity. Gene Ontology annotation, cellular component: endoplasmic reticulum membrane. The record is from RefSeq and is a predicted model, not a curated record. Bases 232 to 1452 code for a protein of 406 amino acids. The transcript is spliced from 8 exons.
CAGAAAUUGAACAAAACUAUUAAUGGCUCAUAGAUUAGAUUCAUAUUUUCUUUAUGUACGGAAAUUGGGAAAGGAACAAAAAGAUUUAGUCAAUUUCCUCAAAGUUUCCUCCCAAGUCGAAGAAGAAGUCCUAAUAAUUUAGGACUGUUGGGGUGGUUUUCGUUUCCGUUUUGUUUCCUUCAUUUCUGCUUCUGAUCCCCCGUUUGUAGGAGGGAAAAGAAGAGAGAUUGAAUGGAGAGUGUAGUAUGGCAAGGGUUGGCUUUAUCUGGAAUUUUCUCUUGGAUUGUAAUUACUUGUUAUUUCGAUGUAACCAAAAAGAUUAGAUCUUUGCUGCAACCUUGGGUGUCUCACCAUGUUGUCUCUGGCACUUCUAUCAUCCUUAAGAUCCAGAAACAUCAGCAUAAAUUCUUGGAUGCUCUCUUUUCUGGGUUGUCUUGUAUAGUUUCUGUGCCCUUUUACACUGCGUUUCUUCCUUUGCUUUUCUGGAGUGGGCAUGGGAAACUGGCUAGGCAGAUGACCCUGUUGAUGGCUCUCUGCGAUUAUUUAGGGAACUGCAUAAAGGAUGUGGUAUCAGCUCCUAGACCAAAUUGCCCACCUGUUAGAAGGAUAACAGCUACCAAAGAUGAAGAAGAAAAUGCUUUGGAGUAUGGGUUGCCUUCUUCUCAUACUCUGAAUACAGUGUGCUUAUCAGGAUUCCUUGUAUGCUAUGUGCUGUCCUACACGCAGAGUGAAGAUGCUUUUGUGAAACUUGGUGCAGUUACCCUUGCUUGCUUGCUUGUGGGUUUCAUUGGCUUUGGAAGGAUCUACCUUGGCAUGCACAGCUUGAUUGAUAUAAUUGGUGGUCUUGUCUUCGGGUUUAUGAUUCUUGCAAUCUGGCUAUCAGUCCAUGAAUAUGUGGAUGCCUUUAUUGUAUCUGGACAAAAUGUUACAUCAUUUUGGGCUGCCCUGAGCUUCCUCUUACUUUUUGCUUAUCCCACUCCUGAGUUUCCAACUCCAAGUUUUGAGUAUCAUACUGCCUUUGACGGUGUUGUGUUUGGAAUUGUGACUGGGAUUCAACAGACAUACCACCAGUUCCACCAUGAAGCUGUUCCACGAAUAUUUACCUCGCAACUCACUAUCCCUACAUUUUUGGGAAGAAUGCUAGUUGGGAUACCGACAAUCCUGAUUGUCAAGUUCUGCAGCAAGGCUCUUGCGAAAUGGAUUCUCCCAGUAGUGUCAAACACAUUGGGAAUCCCAAUAAAAUCAACCAGCUACGUCCCAAUGCUUAAUGGUUCAGCUACAGACAAGAAAUCCAGUGAGAUAAAGCAAUCAAGUUAUAUCCACAAGAUGUUAUUCUUCUCUCAACAAGAUUUAUUUGAUGUCGACACUGGUAUCCGAUUCCUUCAAUAUGCAGGACUUGCGUGGUCCGUGGUAGAUCUUGUCCCCUCCCUCUUCUCUCACCUGAGCUUGUGAUGCUUCUCCUUGGGAUUGGAUCUACUUGAUUAGCCUGUUUUAGUGGCAGCUUGCAGCUUAUUUGUAAAUUUACAUUUUUCUUUUUGGCUUUGCUUUUGUUUGGUACUGAAUUUGCCCAUUUUCUUUAUGUUAAUGAAAUGGUCCCCAAGGGUAGUUAAGCAAA